This is a messenger RNA of Chenopodium quinoa (quinoa), 2218 nucleotides long. Its product is annotated as receptor-like protein 51. The transcript has a single exon. Bases 445 to 1740 code for a protein of 431 amino acids. Lineage: Eukaryota; Viridiplantae; Streptophyta; Magnoliopsida; Caryophyllales; Amaranthaceae. Gene Ontology annotation, molecular function: protein binding. The record is from RefSeq and is a predicted model, not a curated record.
UUAAAAAUUAGCCGAAGUGCUUUUAACAUUAAUUUUUGUAAAAAACAAUUAAUCAUAAAAUAAGUUUCAAUUAUUUUAAGAGUAGAUUGAGUACCAAAGUUCCAAAGAUCCAUCUUCCAUGUUAGUUUCACAUUAAGUUCAUAACGGUCAAUCUUUUCUUUAUGUAACCACCUACUUAGAACCAACGUGAAGAGAAACAACAACCAUUAAUGAAAAUACUUGAAUAGUCUACUUAACCCAAAAAUUUAAACCGAAACUUGUACUUAUAAAAACACCUCCAAAUUCCCCCAAAGGACAUUUUUGGCACUCCACCCUCUAAAUCUCCGAUCCUUACCACAUCACAUAAAUUCCCUCCUCCAAAAAACCCCCACUUUUAUUCAAUCCAAAACCAAAAUUCCCAAAAAAAACUCAAUUUUCCCUUCAUUUUAUUUUCUUCAUUCUUCAAUGGAGAAAACUCAAACUCAAACAAAAUCUCUAUUUCGCCUCCUAUUCUUCACCAUUUUCCUCCACAAUAUCCACCCAAUAACCACCCUAACUCCGGCCAUUUCCCCCUCAAAACCACCCACCUCCGCCCCAUCAACCACCGCACCCUCAAAACUUGACCCAAAACAGCUUAGAGCGCUUCAAUCCCUCAACAUCCCCACCACCAAAGACCCUUGCUCCAACCCUCCUUCCCUACACAAUGCCAUCCGUUGCGACACCGCUAAGCCUUUCCGCCACUUACUCUCCCUUCACUUAAUCAAUUGUUCCGAUGACGUAUCCCUGUCAAUUACCGCCCUCAAAUUACUCUCUACCUUGCAAGAUCUCCAGUUCAUCGACUGUCCCGUUGCUCCGGUCGCAUUCCCACUUGAACUCGUCUCGAACAUAAAAACAUUCACAUGUAUAAACAGUCUGAAGAAACUCUCAGGAGUCUGGCUUAGUAAGCUGGAGAAUGUUACAGAUCUUACUGUCAUUGAUGUUCCAAUCAAAGCGAGUGGUCCAGUAAUUGUGGUAGCUCAUCUUAAUAAGGCGAACAAAGUGGUAAUGUCUCGUACCAAUCUCACUGGUGGUUUGCCAGGCAAAUCAUGGAAUGCGAAUGUUUCGCACAUCGAUUUAUCCGGUAAUCAUUUGAAGGGUAAGAUCCCCAUUUCAAUGACUGAACUUGAGAACUUGGUACAUCUCAAUUUAUCCUCGAAUCAGCUCACUGGGGAGUUACCCUCUACUAUGGGUGACCUCAUUGAGCUGCGAAACCUCUCAGUUUCGUCGAAUUCUUUAUCUGGGCCGAUUCCGGAAUCCCUGAAAUCAAUUCCAUCUUUAAUUUCCCUUGAUCUGAGCUCUAAUCAGUUCAAUGGGAGUAUCCCUAGUUUUCUGGGUAAAAUGAAGGGUUUGAAGCAUUUGAAUCUAGAGAAGAAUAAUUUUCAAGGGGUUUUACCCUUCAAUGAGUCAUUUAUCAAGAAAUUAGAGGUUUUCAAGAUUGGGGACAAUACCAAUUUGUGCUAUAAUCGUACCACAUUAUCAUCGAAACUGAAACUUGGCAUUGCUCCUUGUGAUAAGAAUGGAUUCCCGUUGUCGCCUCCGGCGCAAUCGCCUUCAAGCGACGACGAAGGCGAUGAGGAUGAUAGCUCUUCGGAGGAUUCUACUAGUGACAAAAGUGGUGGACAUCAUGGUCCUAAUAAGGUUGUUCUUGGUGUUGCUAUUGCUCUUUCUUCUAUUGUUUUCUUGAUUAUUUUCCUAAUUCUAUUAUCAAGGAGGUGUGCAUGAUUAUUUUAGAGAUUAAUUUUUUUUUUUUUUUAGGUUUGUUAUUAUUAUUAGAUUAGAUUGGAUUAUUGAAAAUUGUCAAAUUGAACAAAGAAAAAAGAAGUCUAUUUUUUUUUUAGCUCUAUACAUUGCCAAUUAGCAAAAGGGAAAAUUGGCAAAUUGGAGUAGGAGAAGGGUAUUUUUUCCAUUAUUUUUUUUCAAUAUUGGUGUGAUUAUUUUUGUUAUUUUGUUGUAUCUCUUAAAAUAUUAUUAUUAUUAUGAUAUAUUGAUAUGCCAGCAAAGAAUUGGCAGUCAAUCUUGAUUAUAUGUACUGGAUGUUUUGAUUAUGGCUGCAUAAUUAUUAAUGCAUGUUAUAGGAUGAAGCAAAAAAAAAAAUUAAGUAUAUACUUGUAUUUAUGGUUGUUGCCUAGCUGGAUUGAUCCAAAAUCACAGGGACCGUAAUUAUUACUUUUAAUUUUAUUGGUUAAUGUGGAUUAUACAA